AAUACGUGAAGUUGGCUGUGCCUGUUUCUAACCUCAAAAUUCUUAGAAUUUCGUACUCAAAAAUAUUUAUUAUUUAGUUGAUUUAUUAUAAGAUACACACAUUAUUUUCAAUGUCUGACCGCUACGAUCGUGCCGUGACCAUAUACUCGCCCGAUGGCCAUCUGCUGCAGGUGGAGUACGCCCAGGAGGCAGUACGCCGAGGAUCCACAGCGGUGGGACUGCGCACCAACGAUUGCAUUGUGGUGGGCGUGGAGAAGAGGUCCAGCAACCCCUUGUUUGAGGAGCGUUCCAUGCGAAAGAUUUCCAUGCUCGACGAGCAUGUGGUAAUGACCUUUGCCGGCCUCACUGCCGAUGCCCGCAUCCUGAUCAGCCGCGCCCAAGCGGAGGCCCAGAGCUAUCGUUUGAAUUUCGAGAGGCCCGUCACCGUGGAGUACAUUACACGCUUUAUAGCGCAGAUGAAGCAGAACUACACCCAAAGUAAUGGACGGCGUCCCUUCGGGCUCUCCUGUCUGAUGGGUGGCUUCGAUGGCGAUGGCAAGCCUCAUCUGUUCCAAACCGAACCGUCGGGCAUCUACUACGAGUGGUCGGGCAACAGCACGGGCCGGGCCGGCCACACGGCCCGCGAAUACAUGGAGAAGCAUGCGGACGAGCUGCUUGACUCCAUGGACGAGCGGACGGCCGUCAAGCAUGUGGUGCGCACCCUGUUGAGUGGCACCACGCUGAACGAACACCAACUGGAUGUGGCAGUGCUGCGGUUCAAUCAGCCACUCCGAAUGAUUGAGCGCCACGUUCUGGCGAAUCAUAUUGAGGCUAUUCGUGGCGAGAUCGAGGCGGAGCUCAAGACCAGGCAGCUGGCCAACAAAUUGUAAAUCUGUAAACUGUUUGUAUACUGGUAACUGGUACUGUAAUGCCAACGGCGCUAUGGCACUAUCAAGAAUUGAUGGCAAUUCCUCACCCUA
Molecule: messenger RNA, 959 nt
Organism: Drosophila obscura
Lineage: Eukaryota; Metazoa; Arthropoda; Insecta; Diptera; Drosophilidae
Gene: Prosalpha4T2
Product: proteasome subunit alpha type-7-1B
Exons: 3
Coding region: 111-869 (252 amino acids)
Biological process (GO): ubiquitin-dependent protein catabolic process
Cellular component (GO): proteasome core complex; nucleus; proteasome core complex, alpha-subunit complex
Source: RefSeq, a predicted model, not a curated record